AAAUGUCUACUGAGAAAAAGAAGUCGACCAGAAAAAAGAAGGACCCAGAUGCCCCAAAGAGGUCUUUGUCCGCCUACAUGUUUUUCGCCAACGAAAACAGAGACAUUGUCAGAGCAGAGAACCCAGGCAUUACCUUUGGCCAAGUCGGCAAAAUGUUGGGUGAGAGAUGGAAGGCUUUGAACGCCGACGAAAAAGUUCCUUACGAGAACAAGGCUGCGACUGACAAGAAGAGAUACGAAAAAGAGAAAGCGGAGUACGCCAAGAGACAGUAGACAUGCCUGCGAAA
Molecule: messenger RNA, 286 nt
Organism: Metschnikowia bicuspidata var. bicuspidata NRRL YB-4993
Lineage: Eukaryota; Fungi; Ascomycota; Pichiomycetes; Serinales; Metschnikowiaceae
Gene: NHP6A
Product: high-mobility group nucleosome-binding protein
Exons: 1
Source: RefSeq, a predicted model, not a curated record